Molecule: messenger RNA, 2097 nt
Organism: Striga asiatica
Lineage: Eukaryota; Viridiplantae; Streptophyta; Magnoliopsida; Lamiales; Orobanchaceae
Source: the annotation of a GenBank genome assembly
AGGGCUUUUGCUAAAUAUUAGCACGUAUAACUUAUUAAAAUUUCCCCAAUUGUCUGUCUUGUCCAACAAGUCGAACCUCUCAACUCUUUUCUCUCUCAAAAAUUGGUUGAAGAAAUUGUCAGGCAGAGAGAGGAAAAUGAAUUUCGUCAAAUCCAAUUCUCUGUACAAGCUUCGGGCCGCCGGAAACCUCCUCGCCGCGAAAUCCUCGAUCGCCUCUCGCAGCAUCUCCACCGCACAUCCGCCGCUGCUCAAUCAGCCGUCCGCUCGCAGCUCGCCAUCUCAGCUGCCUUCCCCGUACUUCACCACAGUCCGGCACAUACGCAACUCGCGUGACCCCAGCACAAGGUAUGACACCCCGCCCCCAAUAAACUGGGGGAUCCGAAUCGUGCCUGAGAAGAAGGCAUUUGUUGUUGAGCGCUUUGGGAAGUAUGUGAAGACAUUGACACCUGGAAUCCACUUACUGAUUCCUUUGGUCGAUAGGAUUGCUUAUGUUCACUCACUAAAAGAAGAAGCCAUUCCAAUCCCCGACCAGUCUGCUAUUACCAAGGACAAUGUCAGCAUUUUAAUCGACGGGGUCCUCUACGUGAAGGCACGUUUGGAAUUUAGUUAUACAAUAGUGGACCCAAAGUUGGCUUCAUAUGGAGUUGAGAAUCCGUUGUAUGCCGUGAUUCAGCUUGCGCAGACUACUAUGAGAAGUGAGCUGGGUAAGAUCACUCUUGACAAGACUUUUGAGGAAAGGGACACACUCAAUGAGAAGAUUGUGCAUUUUCUGGUGUAUCUUAUUUAUCCUACAAAUCUCAUCUCGGAAUUAGGGGAUAUAUCUCCUCCAAGAGGAGUGAGGGCUGCAAUGGAGAUGCAAGCAGAAGCAGAGCGCAAAAAGAGGGCUCAAGUUUUGGAAUCUGAAGGAGAAAGGCAGGCAAAUAUUAAUAUUGCUGACGGAAAGAAAAACGCUGUGAUCCUUGCAUCAGAAGCCUCAAAGGAAGACCAGGUCAACAGAGCUCUAGGAGAAGCAGAAGCCAUCCUUGCUAGAGCACAAGCUACUGCCAAAGGAAUUACUAUGGUGUCAAAAGCACUCGAAGCAAGUGGAGGCGUGGAGGCAGCAAGUUUAAGAAUUGCCGAGCAAUAUAUUCAGGCCUUCGGCUCGAUUGCAAAGGAGAGUACGACGGUUUUACUUCCCUCCAAUGCCUCCAACCCAGCAAAUAUGAUGGCUCAAGCACUCUCUAUAUACAAGAACAUGAUUGGCAAAAGCCCGAGCAAAGACCCUUCCGAAAUCUCCCAACCGGACCAUGUGAGAAGUGAGGAUUCAUCUUGGGAAUCUAUCUACAAAACUUCCUCAGCCGUUGAACCUGCUGAUCAGGAUAACGAGGGUGAACCCAUUUUUUCUCUGCAAAGCCCCGAGAAGAAUAAGAAAUGAAAAGACGCAUGGAUUAAAAAAAAAGGUGAUUGAAAAUCAUUUUCUGUGCCGCCCUUUAUGUUUUUAAUAACUUUGCCUGCAGUUAGUUUCCUUUGAGAGAGCAUAGAGAUGUGACGGCUUCAGAUUAAAAAGUAGACUCGUGCUUCGUAGCCUAUUUUUCAACUUUUGUAUUUUUUGUUGUUUCAUUAUUUCUGGCAAGAGGACCGACCUUUAUAGAAUGCUAAAUUUGUACGAACCACUUGACUAUAAUCUGUAGGCAGCUCGGUUUUUCUUUCCGAUUGCUUGAAAGUUGCUGUCUACGAAGGCAAAGUGUCAUGAAAAUAGGUGGUUGAUUGAGCGGAGGUGUUUCGACUCAAAUAUGUUCCCUUUUUUUGCCAAAAUAAUUGUAGGAAACAUGGUUCCUUUUAGGUUGGUUUAGUUCAUUGGAUCUAUUGCAUUGGUAUGUUCGAUCCAAUGCCUACAUUGGAUUGUUAUCGGUCGAAUCACACACUUACACAUUGUGAUUCUCACACACACCCAUGUGGAUGUGUGUUUGGUCCAAUGGUAUUUAGUAUUUGGCUAUUAGCUGAAUGGACACUGCCCAAAUGGGUAGGUCUUCCUGUUGUUUUCUUCAAUAUUAUAGUCUACACUACAGCCCUGGCAGUUUUUUAUUUUUUAUUACUUAUUACUCCCUCCAUUUUGAA